Saccoglossus kowalevskii is the source of this 1266-nucleotide messenger RNA. RefSeq names its product target of rapamycin complex subunit lst8-like. NCBI's taxonomy places the organism in Eukaryota, Metazoa, Hemichordata, Enteropneusta, Harrimaniidae. Gene Ontology annotation, cellular component: TORC2 complex; TORC1 complex. Gene Ontology annotation, molecular function: protein binding. Gene Ontology annotation, biological process: regulation of actin cytoskeleton organization; TOR signaling. The record is from RefSeq and is a predicted model, not a curated record.
GUCACUGUUUGUGCUGGAAAUCGUUAUCAUCCGUGCUUUAAAUUGCGUACAGAUUCAAUCUUGCACUUCACGUAUAUUUUAUAGAACUAGUGGUUACCAUGCCAACAGCGGGAGGAAAUUCAAGUGGAAGUGAGCCUGUCAUUUUAGCAACUGCUGGUUACGACCAUAGUAUUAGAUUUUGGCAAGCACACAGUGGUAUUUGCCAUCGUACAGUACAACAUCCCGACUCACAGGUGAAUUGUUUAGAAAUAACACCAGAUGGACAGCUCUUAUCUGCGGCAGGUUAUCAACAUAUUCGUAUGUAUGAUUUAAAUAGUAAUAAUCCCAACGCAGUCAUCAACUAUGAUGGUGUAUCAAAGAAUGUCACUGCUGUCGGCUUUCAGGAAGAUGGUAAAUGGAUGUUUACUGGUGGUGAAGACUGUUCGGCUAGAAUAUGGGAUCUCAGGUCACGUAGUCUUCAAUGUCAGAGAAUAUUCCAAGUCAAUGCACCAGUUAAUUGUGUAUGUUUACAUCCAAACCAGGGUGAGUUAUAUGUAGGUGAUCUAAGUGGUGCUAUUCAUAUUUGGGACCUAAAUACUGAUCAUAAUGAACAACUUAUACCAGAACCUGACUCUUCAAUUCAACACAUCAGUAUAGAUACUGAGGGGACAAUGUUAGCAGCAAUCAAUAACAAAGGCAACUGUUACAUCUGGUCUUUAACCAGGGCACAGGCAGACGCCCCACAACAACUAACACACUUAAUUCCAAAAACAAAAAUUCCUGCACAUGAGAAAUAUGGGCUUAAAUGCAAAUUCAGUCCAGAUUCAACAUUAUUAGCAACAACUUCCGCAGAUCAGACAGUCAAAAUUUGGAGGACAGCUGAUUUUUCCUUAAAGACGACAUUGUCCGACAAAACACAGAGAUGGGUUUGGGAUUGCUCUUUUUCUGGAGAUUCACAGUAUCUUGUAACAGCUUCUUCAGACAAUGUUGCAAGACUAUGGAGUGUUGAACAAGGAGAGAUAAAGAGAGAAUACAGUGGACAUCAGAAAGCCGUGACUUCACUAGCAUUUUAUGAUGGUGUUCCAUCGUACAAUUGAAAGCUCUGCGUACUGCGUAUAAUAUUGAGCCGACCAAUUUACAUCAGACAUGAGAAAUCUGUGCUACUGUGAAGUCCAACAAUUUAACCAAAGUAUUUCAAUAUAAAUGAUGUGACUGGCAACUAUAUUUCAAUAUAUUUAUUAUAUAUUUUAAUUAAAUGUUGGUAUCAACAGUCAUGGUUACAGUGCA